This is a messenger RNA of Tripterygium wilfordii, 1452 nucleotides long. RefSeq names its product CST complex subunit STN1. The record is from RefSeq and is a predicted model, not a curated record. The transcript has 2 exons. NCBI's taxonomy places the organism in Eukaryota, Viridiplantae, Streptophyta, Magnoliopsida, Celastrales, Celastraceae. Gene Ontology annotation, molecular function: nucleic acid binding. The coding region runs from base 468 to 974 and encodes 168 amino acids. Gene Ontology annotation, biological process: DNA replication; double-strand break repair via homologous recombination; nucleotide-excision repair. Gene Ontology annotation, cellular component: site of double-strand break; chromosome, telomeric region; DNA replication factor A complex.
ACAUUAGAGUUAGAGGAAGAGAUGCUGAACCGAUCAACUACAUAUUGUACUUAUCUUCAUAUUGUAGUAUAUGUUAUGUCUGCCUAUAUUUUGUUCCGAUACCUUAUUAGAAAAUUGACGGUUUUAUUCUUCUUGAACCAUCGUCAUUGGUUUUUAGGUUAAGAAACCGUGUUAGUUGUGUGAGUAGGGCUGGAAAUUCACUUAUAUGUCAUUACUCGAUUGGAUUAACAUAAUCGGAGGGAUAAAAUCUGAAGAAACUAUGUUAUAAAAUUAAAGAGAAGAAAGUAUGCUUCGAUAAAAGUCAUUGGUCAAUGGUUUAUGGUUAUGUAGAAAGCCUGAGACCAGUUCAGUGUCGUGAAUUGUGACUCAUUCCUUGAUUCCUUCCCGCCAAAAUUCCCUCUCCGGAGCUGAAAUCAAAACCGCGAAGAAAGAUCAGACGGUGGUAGAGAUAGAGAUACCAUUCUCUGAUGGAUACAUCUCUCUGCAACACCCACGUAAAGCUUCUUGCUUUCGACCUACUCUCUCUCACGCAAACCCCUUCUUUUUCCUCGUCGGACCCAAUCUCCUUCUCUCGCCGAGGCGUCGCACUCUCACGCGCUGAGGUCCUUGGCGUCGUGACUUCCCUGGAGCAUAAGCCUGACAGGUUUCUCAAGUUCACUAUCGACGAUGGCACCGGCUGUGUCCCUUGCAUCCUCUGGCUGAACCAGCUUCACUCCACUUACUUCUCGCGCCGAGACCCAGCAGGUGUUCGAUUAAUUGCCGCAGCCGCGAAACACUUUGCUUCGUUGAUCAAAAUUGGGGUUGUGGCCAGAGUGCGCGGCAGGAUCACGAGCUAUAGAGGGUCGGUACAGAUAACUGCGUCGGAUGUGGUGGUGGAGAGGGAUCCCAAUAUGGAGAUCUUGCACUGGUUGGACUGUGUUAGGCUUGCCCGAAAGUGCUAUGAUGUGGCUCCCCAAUGCAGGAAGCCAUUUUAAAGAUAUCCUUUAACCAUCCAAUGGCCACAACGACCAUGGUCAUUAUUGUGCCACAAUCGGCAUCAAAGUUCAAACAGAUAUUUUGAGGCAAACCAGUUAAUCCAGAUGAAGCAAGCUAGCUGUCGUUAUGGCUGGAAAGUGGAAGGUUAGAUAGAGAUGAUGAGAUACUAACAAAGGCUUGAUGAUUUGAUGGCCAAAAUGAAGGGUGAUCAAAGCUAUGACAACAUAAGAGGCAAGAAGGACAGUGACAUGAUCUUCCUCCAGGUCAAUGAAAUGAAAGCGAAAAUGAAGCCAGAAAGUGUUGGCGGUGAAAAAAAAAAACCAUUGUUCUUGCCCAAGUGAAUACCUUUCACAUCAAUACAAACACGUCGAUUGCUUUCACUUUUCAACUAUGGAUGUUGGGGUAAAAGAGUCAUAUUUUGUCUACUUACCGAUUGUAUUAUGGUUGAUUCCUGAUUUACGUUACUCUUUUUUGUUU